Messenger RNA from Lycium ferocissimum, 728 nucleotides. RefSeq names its product ubiquitin-conjugating enzyme E2 36. The record is from RefSeq and is a predicted model, not a curated record. The coding region runs from base 140 to 601 and encodes 153 amino acids. Lineage: Eukaryota; Viridiplantae; Streptophyta; Magnoliopsida; Solanales; Solanaceae. Gene Ontology annotation, molecular function: ubiquitin conjugating enzyme activity. The transcript has 8 exons. Gene Ontology annotation, biological process: protein K63-linked ubiquitination; DNA damage tolerance. Gene Ontology annotation, cellular component: nucleus.
AACCCUAUUAAGUACAUCUUUUUAGUGAGAGAAACAGUGCGUUAAAACUCUCUUAAUACCCAUUUUCUCUACUUUCUCUCUCUAAAAAAAAAAUAAAAAAAUCUCUUAGCCUAAUCUUUACAAAUCGAUUCAAUUUUCAAUGGCUAAUAGCAAUCUUCCUCGUAGAAUUAUUAAGGAAACUCAACGUCUUCUAAGCGAACCUGCACCAGGAAUAAGUGCUUCUCCCUCAGAAGAAAAUAUGCGAUAUUUUAAUGUCAUGAUUCUUGGUCCAACACAGUCUCCUUAUGAAGGAGGUGUUUUCAAACUGGAACUCUUUUUGCCUGAAGAGUACCCAAUGGCUGCGCCAAAGGUUCGAUUCCUCACCAAAAUCUACCAUCCGAACAUUGAUAAGCUUGGAAGGAUAUGCCUUGAUAUUCUCAAGGACAAGUGGAGUCCUGCUCUUCAGAUUCGUACCGUUCUUUUGAGCAUUCAAGCACUUUUGAGUGCUCCAAAUCCAGAUGAUCCACUCUCCGAGAACAUCGCAAAACACUGGAAGUCAAACGAGGCUGAAGCUGUUGAAACGGCUAAAGAAUGGACACGCCUUUAUGCGAGUGGUGCCUGAAGGCAUGAUUAGUGAUUUUGAUAAAGGAAAAAUUUGUGGAAUGUAUUUAUCCACUGUUUAAUCAGAAUGGGACUUGGGAAGACUGAAAACUGAACGCUUCGAAUUAAUCUAUAAUUGUUUCCCUGUC